GGUCCGCUUUCAGAAGAUGCAGUGCAGUAGAGGUGGUGCUUGGAACUGGAUUAGUCAUGGCAUCAGAACUAUGUAAAACAAUCUCUGAGGCAAAGCUGGAAAGGCACAAGAACUUGUUCUUAAAUUACCGAAAUCUCCAUCACUUUCCUUUGGAGUUACUGAAAGAUGAGGGGCUGCAGUACUUGGAGAGACUUUAUAUGAAAAGAAAUUCCCUGACCACAUUGCCAGAAAACCUUGCACAGAAGCUUCCAAACCUCGUGGAAUUGUACCUUCAUUCAAAUAACAUAGUUGUUGUACCUGAAGCCAUUGGCUCCCUCGUUAAACUGCAGUUUCUGGACCUCAGUGAUAAUGCCCUCGAAAUUGUGUGUCCAGAGAUUGGCCGCCUGAGAUCUUUACGUCAUCUUCGCUUGGCUAACAACCAGCUGAAAUAUCUACCUGCAGAGGUUGGAGACCUGAGGGAGCUGCAAACACUGGACAUUUCAACCAAUCGUUUGAUAACGUUACCUGAAAGGCUGCAUAUGUGCCUUUCGCUGCAGUACUUGACUGCAGACCGAAACCACCUGUGGUAUGUUCCCCGCCACCUGUGCCAGCUACCAAGCCUCAAUGAGCUCUCCAUGGCUGGAAACCGCCUCGCAUUUUUGCCACUUGAUUUAGGUCGUUCUCGGGAGCUACAGUAUGUUUAUGUGGAUAACAAUAUUCAUCUGAAAGGCCUCCCAUCUUAUCUGUAUAAUAAAGUCAUUGGUUGCAGUGGUUGUGGUUCUCCAAUUCAAGUUUCAGAGGUCAAACUGCUCUCUUUUUCAUCGGGCCAGUUAACUGUGUUCCUGCCAGCAGAGGUGAAAUCUAUAGGGACAGAAACAGAUCGUGUGCUGCCUUUGCAAGAACUGGCCAUGAGGACCCUCUAUAACACUUACUACAGAUUUUUAAAAGAUUUGAACUUUCUGACUCCAAUUUCACUACCCAAAAGCCUCUUGGAAUUACUGCACUGUCCCUUGGGACACUGCCACCGCUGCAGCCAGCCUAUGUUUACCAUUGUCUAUCCAAAGCUCUUUCCCUUGAGGGAGACUCCAAUGGCAGGAUUGCAUCAAGGCAUAUUGUCUGUUGUGGAAUGGGGCCAGGAGCUUCAAUCUUUACUGACAACUGUUAGUUUUGUGGCAUACUGCUGCUCCACCCAGUGUCUGCAGACUUUUGACCUACUGAGUUGAUAAACAUUUAAAACUACUCAGGAGUGCUGCCAGUUUAAAGACGACGUAUCCCAUUGGUACUGGAAUACUGUGUGUGUGCGCGUGUGCCAAAGCAGCAGAAGUGCCCAGUCGGGAAUGCUAAGAGGCACUUAAAUCCUGCCCUAUCAAAUUUGGAUGAACUGCAGAAACUUUUCGGAAGUGUAAAUACCAAGCUUUUAAAAGUAUUAACUUCUCUCUCCUCCAAGACAGCAUACAAACCAAACAAAUUCACAAGCUCUGACUUCAGGAUUUCCAGUAUAUUUCAAAUGUGGCUGUCUUCAGGUUGACGCAUUGCAUCAUUUGAGGCAGUUUUCAUUCCUCUAACAGGAAAAAAAAAAAAAGGUUCAGUUAUGACAAAUGAGUUUUCACUUACUGCCCCAUCCUCUUCACCCCUAUGUCUGAAUUCAGAUGUAUAGAUCUAAACCUACAGAAACCUUUGAAAGAUCCCAGUGACUUUCCCUUAGAAUUUAGCUUUGUUUUCUCCCUCUCCUCUUAAUAUUUUCCACAACAUAGUUAUCUCAGUUGUAUACUGAGUCUUUGACAGUUAACUGUGGUAUUUAAAGCCACGUAGUAAAAGUAGAUCUUUUCUUUCUGGUAUCAUUAGAAGCCACAUUGAUUUAAUUGGAGUAACUAGGAUACAUCUGGAGACUAAAAGAUCCUGUUUCAGUAAAGAAGGCUAGUACUGAUGCCUACACUAAGUGGUCUUGCUCCAGCAUGUUUGAGGGUGUGUUUUCUUUAUUUUCAUCACUUGAGUUUUUUAUUUUUAAAAACACUUCCCCUUUUUCUUCUUUGAGUUCUUCAGGAAGACAACUUUAAGUAUCAAAUUCACUUAAAAAAACAAAACAAAACAACAAACAACCCAGUAAUGUGAUAGUAAAUCUUUAUUAUAUUUUUACAAUUGCUGAUUUGUAGAUCUGCAAAGAGUUGGUCUUCAUCUAGAUUCAGCAUUUGGCUGAUUUGUGAGUGUGUCAGUGGAGUGUGUGCCUCGGAGAAGGCUGGCAAUCCAGGGGGAGGUAUGUGUAUCUCCAUGUCUAGGUAUACAUGCAUGCACAGAUAUCUUCACAGAAGGGGUGUAACAUUUGUUUUUGUAUAUUAAUGGCAGAUUUAGUGUAAAUUUCCCCUCUAUCAUAUUUAUGGGAAUCCUUUUUAGUUAGAUCUUGUUCAUUUUCAAUAAAGGACAAAGGAUGGAAAAAAGGCCCCAAAUGCCUGAAUGACUUAAAAUUAAAAUUUUAAACUGAAACAGUUUAUACAAAAUUAGCCCCUCUUGACUUGUUUUGGAAUAUAUAAUUUCUUUUAAUAUAAUGUGGUUGGGUUGGUUUUUUUUUUUACUUUCUAAUUCUUAGGUAUAAACUACUUGUUGAUUCAGCACAGUGUGCUUCUCUGUGCAGUAGGUAGUUACAAGCUGAAAUAGACAUGAAUGAAACAGUUUGUUAUAAAACCUGUAAGAUAAAGAGACUUAUUUGGUAGUAUAUUAGCAUAUGUUGUGGUGAGGUGUGCAUACUUUGAAGGGAGGAGGCAUUAAAAUGUUUUCCUUUUGCCAAAGAAGCAUUUGUUCCCGCUGCAGGCUUCCUGGCAUUUCUUCAAUAAAUGGAGUAUCUUAAGAGCUUAGAAGAGUACCAAAAAGGCAGUUUUGAGGGUGGAAUUUUUAGGUUGUGCAUGUUACUUGUAAAAGCUUUGCUGGUUUUAUUGGGUUGGUUUUAAGAGAGUUGAAUUAGCAUUAAGAAAUGUAGAACUUAAUCCUUCAGGAAUGCAAGUAUCAUCUACUGUUUAAGAAUUGUGAAACUUUCUAAAAUAAAUCCCAUUUAUUAAAUCUGCUUUGCAGUAGGGGAAAGAGCCAUGUCCAAGCAGCCUUUGUACUAUUGGAUUUCUGGCUCUGUCAUUUCACUAAUUUGUUUCAAUGUUAGUAUCCCCAACAGGCCUUCCACCCAGCGGGGUUUACUGCUGAAGCAGCAAAAGGAAUCUUCAGCUUUUUUCCUUCAGUACUAUACAGUGGAGAUGUAAAUUGCCCAUGUUCAGUUAUAUCUAGAUCAGAAAUGUGCCUGUGUAGUACAGAAUCCAUUUCUUUAAAUGGCUGUUAAGAAAACUGUGGUAGUGUGUUAGAAAUAUUAUUUUUGAUAAAAUACUACAAUCAGGAAUUUUCAGUAUUAUUUUUACUGUGGCUUCCUCUGUCUUUGAAGGUGUUCUGUUGGAAGUUUAUUUGUUCUCCUUUUAUAGCAACUUACAGACUUUAAAACACAGUUUAUUUCUGAAUUCACUCUGUAAAUAUAUUUUAGAGUUUAAAUGUCUUGAUGAGAUGAAAGACAUUGGUGUUUAUUUUAUUAGGAAUCAGAUAGUAGGAGUAGAGUCUGGGGUUUUUUUAAUUAUUUAUUUUUUAUUCUUCCCAUAAUCUAAUUAUUUUUUUAUUGAGUUCAUAUCAGUCUUUUAUUAUUGUCUACAAGUACAGUUCAGAAGAAAUUCUAGUUUGUUCUAUAAGCAGGAUGAAUCUUAACAUUUUAAUAGAUGGUAUUUCAAGAAUGGAAUGUUCAAUGAAUCGAUGACUUAAACACACAGUUGAAGCUAAAAUGUCAUACCCUAUUUUUGUAAAACAAAGAGUAGGAAAGCCAAUAUAUAGACUGAAAAUGCGGCUUAAAUUCAUGUUUCGUUGAUUUUAAAACUUUUUUUAUAUGAACAGUGUUUGUAUUCAUCUGUAUCUUUGGGUGAUACUGUUCUAGAUUAAAAUAACUCCAUUCUCACUUGUCCAAAUUUUUCUAAAGUUGUUCUACUGUAAGAGUAUUUCAUAACUAGCUAACGAGAGCCAGCUAUGCAAGUUGCAGAGGGGAGAGGGAGCUUGUUGCUGAUGCAACUGUGCAUCGCUUCUUUUUCAAUAUGAGGUGUCACAGUACUUGCACUUCUCUUUAAUGCGUUUAUGUCUAGGUAAUGUUUGAUUGCUUGCUCUUGUUCAUCAGGUUAAUUCACACUGAGAUAAAUUUUUCCUUGUACUGCAAAAAAUCUCGUUCUAGCAGUUGAAAAAAAUUACUAUUUUUAAAGGGGGUUUUGUUAUAAAAGUAGGACUUAACUCUGCUUAUGGUGGGAGCAGGAGAAGUUUCUGGUGGGUUUUUUUUUCUAAGCAUUAUAAAGAGAAAGUUGCGGGAGAGGAGUGAAAGAAAAUUAAGUCUUCAACAAAUUGAUACUGCUAUAGAACUUUACUGAGUAAAGAUUAACUCCUAAUGUGACGAUGGACCACAAGCAUAAUUUUUGUUGUGGUAACAGGCACCAUGUUAAUAAAAUUGGGACCCUGCUGGUUAUAGAGAUAACAUUUUGUUGCGCCACAACAUAGGAAUCUGUCUUUGUUUAAAAAUACUACUUGUGCAGUUUUACUGUGGACACUAUUACAUUUGGAGCACUGUUCUUGGGAAUCUUCCUGUUACUCCCCCAGAGGAUCAGAAAUACAAAUGUCCUUUCCUGUGUGAAGAACAAGGUCUAAUAUCAAGAAGUGUGUAUUUUUCUGUUUUGGCCUGAUGCUUCUCUUGGGCUCUUAUUGAAGUUCAUUACAAACCUUCUAUUUAGUUCAUUGCGGUGAGGUUAAGAUCUUAUACUGAGGAGAGUGGAGCUGUUUAUUGCCAAGUUGGCUUCAAUUCUUAUAUAUCGAAUUCUGCUGAAUCCCUUUUUCUGACAUGAAGGGAGGAUGAGACUGUUCUAACACCCGUGUGGUGACAGCGUGUCAGGUUUUACUGACAUCACAGCCAAGCUGAAGACUGGAGAGUGACAAACCUUUCACUAGAGAGGAUGACUUUUUUUUGAAGGCCACUCUGACCCUGUCAGAGUGCCACUGAUAACUGAAGAACUUUUUACCUUGAUGACAGUGGAGGAUGGAUCAAGUUUUAAUUGAUGAGAGAGAAGAUUGUGUUUUACCAUCUUUGUGCAAAAACUGGGACAAUGACACUGAAGUCCAUGCCUGCUGCUAGACAGCCUAUCUGCAGCUGAACUUACAUAAUUCCAAGAUGUAACUAUCUUUGCCUCUUACCUCCCUCUUAAUACUACUCACGUUGUUGCAGAAUGUUGUAGUUAACUUGUGAUGGAAGAGACUGAGUAAAUUGAAUCCAGAAUUUUUAUUACUUUUUGUAUUACAGACCUAUUUUGUAAGAGACCAAAGGUCUGGUGGAAAGAAACGGCAAGAUUCAUGUGAAGUCUUCAUUGCUUUUGCUUUUAUGUGCCCUUCUUUGGAUUAUAACUUGAACUUGGAUUGCAGCUGAGUUCAUUCUAUGUCUGUUGAAAGCAUAUGUGUAUUGGUUUUUUGCUCUGUAUUAAUCAAAUGUCACUUAGUGUGAAGGUGAGCUUGCUAGAUGUUUUAUUUAAAGUUAGCAGUGCAAUUUAUUGUAUGUGCUUGUUAAUAAACUAUAUUUUUGGAUAAAAUUACAGUCCAUUAAAGUUAACUUUUUUGCUCCUGGGCCUAUUAAGGUAUGUUUAGGAUGUAGCAUUUAAUUU
Athene cunicularia (burrowing owl) is the source of this 5684-nucleotide messenger RNA. It is a transcript of the gene LRRC28, whose product is annotated as leucine rich repeat containing 28. The transcript is spliced from 9 exons. NCBI's taxonomy places the organism in Eukaryota, Metazoa, Chordata, Aves, Strigiformes, Strigidae. The coding region runs from base 57 to 1202 and encodes 381 amino acids. The record is from RefSeq and is a predicted model, not a curated record. Gene Ontology annotation, molecular function: protein binding.